Molecule: messenger RNA, 1443 nt
Organism: Penicillium digitatum Pd1
Lineage: Eukaryota; Fungi; Ascomycota; Eurotiomycetes; Eurotiales; Aspergillaceae
Product: protein phosphatase regulator REG1
Biological process (GO): cellular response to glucose starvation; protein catabolic process in the vacuole
Source: RefSeq, a predicted model, not a curated record
AUGCAAGAUGACCGUCACGCGAGGGACUCUUCCCCAGUCGCAAAUCUACCCUCUGUGAUCCCUUCUCCAUGCUUCAAUUCUAUCCCCAAUGAACCUGCCUACACGCCCACUCUAAACAGCCUGGCACCGGAAAAUGAACUCAUCCUACCUUCCUACGACACGGAAUCCAUUCACAGUGUUAAAAAACUGGAGGACGUGAGCGAUGCAUCGACAGAAUUACACCCUCCUCCAUGGACAUUACAGGCCCCAUCGGCAGAUGACACCUUACUUGAGGAUGAGCCAUCUAGGCAUGUGGACUACCUCUCACAUGACUGGAAGGAGGAGGAUAUCUGGUCCUCCUGGCGUUACGUGACGAGUCGGAGGAAUGAUUAUAGUAAUGGUGUCAGGUUGGAGAACGCCUCCUGGAGGACAUGGGCCAAGGCCAAAUACAACCUGAGGACGAUAUCGCCGGAAAGCCUCAAUUGGCUGAAGGACUGCGAUGUCACCUGGCUCUACGGCCCAUUGAAAAGUUCCGUCGAACGUGCCACCUCUCCAUCUCCUCCUCCAAGUCGCUUGGGGACACCAAACUCUUAUCUAGACCGAAAGCCAAUCCUGAAGAAGAAGACGGCGUCCGAGGCUAUCCUCCGGCGGUCACUAUCUCAACACACGUUACUCCAACAUGCCGGGGCCAUUCUCAAAGCUCAAGAAGCCGAGAACAGCUGGGCUCGACCCCCAUUCCCAAGGUCGAACACAGACCUGGACCAAUUGCAUCACUGGACUGGAAGCUCAACCUACUCUCUUGGUGGCACUCUCACUACCUCAUCAUCGUCCGGAAUGACAUCUCCAAGCGAACGGCGUCAUAUCCACUUCAACAAUGAAGUCGUACAAUUCAUCGCGGUCGAAGCCAAGGGCCACGAGGACGAUUGGCCGACCACCUUUGAAGAGUCAUCUUCCGACGACGGUAUAGUCUUGAUGCGACAAACCCCCAGCCGGUCCCCCCUAAGUAACCGCAGUACCCCACGCAACAGCUUCAGCGGUGAUGGCAAAACCAUCGCCCCUCUCCCCUCAACCACGCUCAAGUAUCGUGGGGAUCCUCCCGAGCCCCACGUUCAGACGAUCCUUGACCGGUGGUCCACACCCCCCACCCGGAUGGUAUCACCAACUCCCUCGGUGGAAACCCUACGCCCGCCAGGGCCAUCGGAGCCCUCGGCCAACUUCCUUUUGGAUGAAUGUGAAGAUCCCAGCCUGGAUUUCACCGGCAAUUACCCCGAUCGCGAUCGCGCAUGGUUCCUCGAAGAUGAUCCAGCCUCAGGUCGCCCGAUCCGAUUGACUGCUUCGGGCAUGAUCAUGCCGGAAGGCGAGACCGAGAUCCCCAGCAGUAGUAUCUUGGACCGGGUUGUGGACACUGUUAACACAGCCCGAGACAUCGCCCAUGUGAUUUGGAAUGUCGGCUGGCGCCGUUGA